Messenger RNA from Mugil cephalus (flathead mullet), 4961 nucleotides. Its product is annotated as centromere-associated protein E. Bases 11 to 4858 code for a protein of 1615 amino acids. Gene Ontology annotation, molecular function: protein binding. The record is from RefSeq and is a predicted model, not a curated record. Lineage: Eukaryota; Metazoa; Chordata; Actinopteri; Mugiliformes; Mugilidae. The transcript has 54 exons.
GGGAAGUUGCAUGAUCAAGACGAUCAACCCAAUGGCUGACGGCUCUUGCUUCGUUCUGGUUCCCCUCCUGCUCACCUGUGUCUUUCAUGCUGCUGGCAGCAGAGUUGUCUCUCAGAUAGUCCGCCAGAUUCCAAAUUCCGAGGUGGAGGAUGUCCUUUCAAAGCUCCCGAUAACCAUACCAGAAGGAUUUGAUCCCAAGAAUGUGAAUAUAACAACAAUUCACAUCAAAACAUGUACUGGCAUGAAAGAACAACUGGUGCUGCUGGACAAGCAACUUCGGCAGGCUUUUCUUCACAACAGCCAGCUAGAUAGAGAGGCUAUCGGGUUGAGGAGGGAUGUCCGACUUCUGAAAGCGCAGCUUGCUGCAUGCAGCUCCGCGGGCUCGGCUGUUACUGGCUCGCAUCAAGCCCUCUUGCUGGACAAAAUGAGAGAGCUGCUGGACACGGCUGAUAAUGAUGCAUUUCUCAUUCUGAAAACCAUGGCACUCAGCAGAGAAGUGAAGAGUUUAGAGGAUAAGGUCAAACUUCUCAAUUCUACCGAAUCUGCUACUGUGGUCGUAGAGCUGCAGAGGCUGAUACAAGAAAAGACCAGAGAACUGUAUGAGAAGAGGCAACAAAUUGAAAGAAACCCCACAAACUCAACCAUCAUUCUUCAGAUAAUCUCACUGCAAAAUCAGAUCUUUGAUGUACAGCAGAAAGGACCCUGGACAGGAGAAACUGGUCUUCAGUCUGAAAGGAGAAUUCAGGAUCUACAGAAGCAACUCAACCUGAAGCUCCGUUUGCUGCAAGGCAGUGGGUCCCCCAGCUUACUUAUGCUGGAGCUCAUUAGUGUGCAGAGUGAGAUUACAACGAUUCAGAAGAUGAUCAGUGUCCACACUGAAGAUUUCAGAGCCAAAGCUGCCCAAAUCCAAAGGCAAUGGAGUCAAAGGAUGGACCUCCUUCAAAGGAAGAUUAUGCAGUUGAAUCGCGAGAAGCAUAACGCAGAACUUACCAAGGAGAUUUUGCGUCUGCAGAGCGAGGUGGAUCAGUUUGCGGCGUUAAUGGCGAACAUCAACAAGACAUCUGAUCUCAAAAUUACAGAGCUCAGAGCUUUGUUGGAGCAAGCGAAGAAGCGGCAACGCGUUUUAGAGCAGCAGCUCGAGGAAGCCGAUGAUGUCCAUGCCCAACUGAUCAUUAAAAUCAUCGGAAUAAUGGAAGAGGUUAAAGACCACGCCGCAUCAACAGGCCAAGCCACCACUCUUGCCGCUCUGCUUCAAACCAUAAAAAAGGAAUAUGCCAAAGCUCAGACUGACAUAAAAGAUCUGCAGAGGAGACUGCAACUGACGACUGCAAAGUGUUCUGGACUUGAAAGAACAUAUGAAGAUGUGAAGACCGAAUUUGAACGUAAGAUUGCAGACCUGAACCAAACUGAAGACUCCGAAGCAGCGCUCGUUCUGUAUGUGAUACAUCUGCAAGCUGAGAUAAAGGCUUUGAUUAAACAGAUCUCUUCCUCAACUGACCCCGAAAGGAUCUCAGAGCUGCAGAAGAAAAUUAAGAUUAUUGAAGAUAAACUGAAGACCAGGACUGAAGACAUAGAGAGAUUGAUUCCCAGCCCGACAAUAAUUUUAACAAUCAUUGAGCGUUUCAAUGAGUUGUUGGACCUGCAGGAUAAAACCGGCAAUAUGACCAGCCUUGAGGAUGUGGAAGAUUACCUGGAUGGACUGGAUGGCCUUCUAACUGAAAUACACAGCGAUGAUGGACAACACAUAGUGGUGAAAAUCUUGAUGCUGCAGAGUCAGGUGGAUUACCUGCAGAGGCUGCUGUCAGAUUACAGCAAUACAUCACAACCUGGCUACUCACGCACCGAGCUUACAGGCAAGCUAAAGGAUUCGAGGGAGGAGCUGCAGAAAUAUCUCACUCAGUUGAGUGGGAAGAACAGGACAAAUUCCAGAUUAAUUUUGACAGUCACUGAUAUAUACAGCCAACUCAAGAGACUAGAAAGGGAAAAGCCUGCCGAUAAUUCGUCAACGAAAGGUUUGACGACCGAAGACGACAUUUUAGUUGCAGAUCUGAAGCAAGAACUUGAGAGAACAAAAGCGGAGCACUCUCGUUCUCUGGCUGAGAUCCAAAAGCUGCAGAAAAAAUUGCAACUACAGACCAAAGAAUGUUCUGGACUAGAAGAAAUAUAUGAGCGGGCAAAAACUGAAUUUGAACUGAAAAUUGCAGAACUGAACAAAACGGAUGAUUGGAAGGUAGCACUCAUUUUGAAUGUGAUAAAUCUGCAUGAUGAAAUUGUGGCUUUGACGAAUGAGGUCUCUACCUCCGAAGAUAGAGAAACGAUAACUGAGCUGCGAAAACAGCUGGCGAAGAAGCAAGAAGAACUGAACUCCAAGACUGAAGACAUAGAGAGGCUGAUUCCCAACCCAAAUAUAACAAAAAUCAUUGAGCUGCAAAAGGAGAUAUUGGUACUUCAGAGCGAGGAUACCAACGGGACUGCUGGCAGCUACAUAAUAGUGCUGCAAAGCCAGUUGGACAACCUCAUCGGUGAACUAGGUGACAGGAGGCACAAAAACAUAAAACUGAUGCUGAAAAUCUUGACGCUGCAGAGUCAGGUGAAGCACCUGCAGAGACUGCUUUCAAACUCCCAGACGUUAGCAAGCGGCAGGAUAACACAGCUCACAAAUGACCUUCGAAGCACGAUGAAAGAGCUGGAGGGUAAUGUCAGCGAGCUGAAGAAGAAGAACAAGGACAAUGCUGAUCUCAUUUUGAGCAUCACCAAUCUGCAAAUCCAACUCAGAGAGCUUGAGAAAGAAAAGGAAACUGAGGGCCAAACCAGUGCCGCUACAAUUUCCAGGCUGAGGAAACAGCUGUCCAUUAAAGUGGAGGAGUACUCUCGUGACCAGGUGGUGAUUCAAGAGCUGCGGGAAAAACUGAACCAGACUGAAUCAGAGUGUUCUGAUUCUGAGCACAAAAUUAAAGAUUUACAGACCAGCCUGGAUGCCAAACUCGGCGAACUGCAGUCCAAAUCUGACACUAUUACUUCCCUCACUCUUCAGAUUUCCACAUUAAAUGUGCAAGUGGAGGGACUAAAGAAGCAGCUACAAAACACUGUAUCGAAAUCCAAGGUUGACGAGCUUCAGAAACUAUUGGAUGAAAAGAAUGCAGAAUUGGAACAAAAAACACAAGAGCUGAAAGAAAGAAGUGCUCAACCCCAAAGAUUUCUACAGAUUAUUGCAAUACAAACAGAGAUUGAGAAACUGGUUACCGCGGCAGCAAAUGAAUCAGAUUUCGCUAAGCUUGAAGCGCUGCAAGCCCAUCUUAAGGAAUUGAUCGGCGGGAUUCAAGAUGAAAAGGAUGAAAAUACUAAACUGAUGUUUACGAUCUUGGCUCAACGAGAUGAAAUAGCUGGUCUGAAGAAACAAGAAAGCCAAUUAAAGGCAGACGAAGAGAAAAUUAAAGCUCUGGAGAAGGAAGUGGAGGACUACAGAAAGGAGAUUAAAAAAAAGAAAAGUUUGCUUGAUUUGAGAGAUGCAAAGAUUGCUGAACUAACGGCUCAGAUUAGGGCACUUAAUGGAAAAAUCAGACCUUUGGAAGAAGAAAUAUCAGACCUCAAAGAGACGUAUGCUGAGACCCUUGCAGAGGUUCAAGGAAAACUCAAUUUGACGAAAAGGCAACUUCAAGACAGUGAACUGCAACUGAAGAAUGCUGACGCAAAGAAUUUUAACUUGAUAAUGGAGAUCACUGAUCUGAGGGCACAGGUGAAAAAGGCAAAGAAGGAGGGAACCAAAGCUGCUAGGAAAACCAUCAGUGAUCUGGAGCAACAACUACAAGCACAACAAACUGAGAGCGAAAAGCUUGAAAGCAGAGCUAAAGCCUUAGAGCAGGAAGUCAGCAAACUGAAAACGUGCUGCACUGAUUCCAACACCCAGUGUCAAGACUUGCAAAGCCAACUGCAGCAGAAGCAGCAGGAUGCAGGUCGCCUGCAGCAGCAGCUGGCUAAGAAGGAUGCCGACCUGGAGCAGCUGCAGCGGGAGGUUGAAGAGCAGACCCGGGAGAAUAAGAAACUACAAGACAGAUUCACCAAUUUACAGAGACAACUGAUACAGAAUAUGGACACCAAUGAUGAACUACAGCAGCAGCUGAGGGACAAGGAUGUCAAAAUCAACGAGCUGGAGCAGGAGUUACAAAACCAGACCGGGGAGAAUUACCAACUGCAGGACGAUUACAACAACCUGCACAAUGAGAAGAUCCAACUUGAGGAAAAAAUACAAGAUCUCCAGAAGAAACUGGAAGAAAAGAGUAAUGCAGAUGAUGAAACCAUCCAUGCCACAAAGAUGACCUUGGAUCCAGACACCGCUCAUCCAAGGAUAAUUUUAUCUGCUGGUAACACUGAGAUAUCCACCACGGAUGACAUUCAAGGCGUCCCUGACAGUCCAGGACGGUUUGAUGUGACCCUCGGUGUCCUUGGUGCCACUGGCUACUUAUCUGGCAGGCAUUAUUGGGAGGUGUCUGUAGCUGGGAAGAAUUGUUUCCACGUUGGGAUGGCCAGCGAAUCCGCUCCAAGGAAGGGGUCGCUGAGUUUCAAACCUGUGAAUGGUUACUGGACUAUACUCCUGAACAAACAGGGCCAGUAUAAAGCUCUUGACAGGAGGCCGGUCACUAUUCAAACUGUAACGCAACCCGUUACACUGGGAAUCCUGCUGGACUACAAGAAGGGACAGGUCUCUUUCUAUGAUGCCAGUGCCCGAGCUCAUUUGUACUCUUUUAGAGGUCAGAAGUUUACAGACAGAAUCUACCCAUUCGUCAACUUUUGUGUCGAGGUUAACAAUCUAAGACCAUUGAUUUUGCUUCCCCCCGGAUCAGUUGACUGGAUAAAAUAGGGAAAACAUGAAAUUGUGUUUAGUCCUACAUGUCUCUGUAGUCCUCCUGCAGGUUUACUUGCUCACUGUCAAAGGAUUCAGACAAUAAAACAAAUAUACAAUG